This is a messenger RNA of Tachyglossus aculeatus (Australian echidna), 939 nucleotides long. Its product is annotated as olfactory receptor 14A16-like. The coding region runs from base 1 to 939 and encodes 312 amino acids. NCBI's taxonomy places the organism in Eukaryota, Metazoa, Chordata, Mammalia, Monotremata, Tachyglossidae. Gene Ontology annotation, biological process: G protein-coupled receptor signaling pathway. Gene Ontology annotation, cellular component: membrane. Gene Ontology annotation, molecular function: G protein-coupled receptor activity; olfactory receptor activity. The transcript has a single exon. The record is from RefSeq and is a predicted model, not a curated record.
AUGGCCAAUGUCUCCAUGGUGACAGAAUUCCUCCUUCUGGGUUUCUCGGAUGUCAGGGAGCUGCAGUUGGCCCACGCUGCUCUGUUCCUCCUGGUCUACCUGGUGCCUCUGACGGGGAAUCUUCUUAUCAUCACCAUCACCGCCCAUGACCAGCGCCUCCACAGUCCCAUGUACUUUUUGCUCAGGCACCUGUCUGUCCUCGACUUUUGCCUCAUCUCCAUUACUGUUCCCAAGUCCAUCCUCAACUCCUUGACCAACAGCAGAUACAUCUCCUUCCUGGGUUGUACUACACAGGUCUUUUUAUUGAUUAUUUCUGGUGGUUCAGAGGUUUUCAUUCUUACAGCAAUGUCCUUUGACCGCUACGCAGCCAUCUGCUGCCCCUUGCACUAUGACAUCAUCAUGAACCGAGAGGUUUGUGCGAAGAUGGCCGCCGCCUCCUGGCUCAGCGGGGGUCUCCACUCCCUGAUGCACACGGCUCCCACCUUUUCCUCACACCUUUGCACUCCUCGCAUCAUCCACCAGUUUUUCUGUGAAGUCCCCCAGUUGCUCAAACUCAUAUGUGUUGGACAGGCCCAAGCAGAGGUCAGUGUUCUUGUUCUCCGUGUUAUUUUGUUUUGGGGCUUCUUUGUAUCCAUCUUCGUGUCUUAUGUCCACAUAUUCCUGGCGGUGCUCAAGAUGCCGGCCAUCGAGGGCCGGACCAAAGCCUUCUCCACCUGCCUGCCUCACCUAGCCGUGGUCUCUCUCUUUCUUUUCACGAGUGCGUUUGCCCAACUGAAGCCACCCUCAUCCUCCCCAUCGACACUGGACCUGCUGGUGUCCGUGUUGUACACAGUGCUACCCUCCACCCUGAACGCCUUCCUCUACAGCCUGAGGAACAAUGACAUGAAGGCCACCCUGGGGAAGAUAUUCUCUGUCCACUUCAUUUCCGGGGUAAACUGA